GGCCUGGGUGGGGAGAGCGAGCAGGGUGCCCCCUGAAUCCUCCACCACCAGCACCCCAUGAGCCGACCCUCGUCCCCAUGGAGCCCGGCAAUUAUGCCACCUUGGACGGGGCCAAGGAUAUCGAAGGCUUGCUGGGAGCUGGAGGGAGUCGGAAUCUAGUCGCCCACUCCCCACUGGCCAGCCACCCAGCGGCCGCGCCUACGCUGAUGCCCGCUGUCAACUACGCCCCCCUGGAUCUGCCAGGCUCUGCAGAACCGCCAAAGCAGUGCCACCCAUGCUCCGGGGUGCCCCAGGGAGCGUCCGCAGCUCCGGUGCCUUACGGCUACUUUGGAGGCGGGUACUACUCCUGCCGAGUGUCCCGGAGCUCGCUGAAACCCUGUGCCCAGGCGGCCACCCUAGCCGCCUACCCCGCCGAGGCUCCCUCUGCCGGGGAGGAGUACCCCAGCCGCCCCACCGAAUUUGCCUUCUAUCCCGGGUACCCGGGACCCUAUCAGCCUAUGGCCAGUUACCUGGAUGUGUCAGUGGUGCAGACUCUGGGAGCCACCGGUGAGCCUCGCCACGACACUCUGCUGCCUGUGGACAGUUACCAGCCCUGGGCCCUCACCGGUGGCUGGAACAGCCAGAUGUGUUGCCAGGGAGAACAGAACCCACCAGGUCCCUUCUGGAAGGCUGCAUUUGCAGAUUCAAGCACGCAGCACCCUCCAGACAGCUGCGCCUUCCGCCGAGGCCGCAAGAAGCGCAUUCCCUACAGCAAGGGACAGUUGCGCGAGCUGGAGCGUGAAUAUUCGGCUAACAAGUUCAUCACCAAGGACAAGAGGCGCAAGAUCUCUGCAGCCACCAGUCUCUCAGAGCGCCAGAUCACCAUCUGGUUUCAGAACCGCCGAGUCAAGGAGAAGAAGGUGCUUGCCAAGGUCAAGACCAGCGUUACUCCGUGAGGGAGCUCCCUGGCUGGGGAGGGUGGGGAGAAGAGGGGGUGUACUGGGGAAACCAAGAGCCUGACAAGGCCAGGCUGGGAGCCAGAACUCUGCUGAGGGGCCCCCGCCCCAGGUGACAUUCUCUCCAGGCCAUAGCUCCUGGGCUGUUCCUCAGGGAGGCCUGGGUACCCACUAUGUCCCAGAGAGCUAGUGAGGCCCUGAGUUACAGCCCAGUUCACCAGAGUAACACCAUCCAAAGGACCUGUCCCAGUCAUAAUUCUUCAUCCUGGCCAUGGCCACAAUCACCAUAACCAGUACUAGUAGCCAUGAUGAUUAGUCUCGUAUUUUCUAUCUAGAUUCUGUAGAGCACUUUAGAAACCAUUUCCAUGCAUUGAGCUGAUCAUGAAUAAACCUGGAAGGAGACCGGUAGCAGGGCAGCUUCCUCUGCACCACUUUCAUGCACCGCUUUCCAUCCCCCAUUCCAGGGACUGCCGGAGAGGAGCAAGGCAGUACUGGGCCCACUUUGCCUACUUAGCAUUUUUCUAAGAUGGCAGGGGGCAUGAGGAGAAUGCUGGAUGGUGACCCUUCCUCUCUUCCUGCCCACCUCCUAGCUUGUACCCGCUGGCCCUGGAAGUCUCCACUCCCCAACUCUUAGAUUUUGUUCUUGUGUGAAAAUGAAGUCCAGCGCUGCCCUCCCAGGUCUGUCCUUCCUUCCAAAGAAAUGGAGUUUGAGAAAGUGCAUGGAUAAGUCACCAUUUCUCACUUCCUCCUCAAAACUUUCCAGGAGUUCUCUUAAGUUUUCUUGGUGGUUCUGUUCUAAGCAGGACAUGGAUCAUUGGGCAUUUGGGAGCUGCAUAAAAUAGGUAGUUUAGGCGUUGUAGACGCGGCCCCUCCCAGACACAAAUGGUUACAGAACGAGUGUAGUUUCCUAUCCUACGAGCAGGCGCUGUCUCAGACAUGCUGGUAUUGUGGGGCAGGAGAGAAAAUGGCCCCCUCACCACCCGUGUAUCCUCUACUUGCCUCCUCUUGACACCCAGAAGAACAGUUGGGUCUCAGGCCUGGGAGAUGGUGGCAGGCCCUUUUCCGGAUGAAAGAACAGCGUGUGGCGGAAGCCCAAAGACCCAGACUCAGGGUGGGAAACCCCAGACGUCCUAGACGAUCAUAGCUACAGAUUUCGUUUCCUUUUCAUUUUGCGCUGGUUCAUUCCACCUAUCCUGAAUUCUUGGGCCGGAGGACAGGUUAGCACCAACUCUGAUCUCCCCGUCCACGUAGACCGAGAUCCAUAGCGCGGAACUGCAGAAACCUGGACAGACUGACUGCAGGCAGUGCCGCAGAGCCAGAGACCCUCACACAGAGUCUUCACCUCCGUGCUGGUUCCCUGAGGUCCUGUACCUGGGCCCAGUGCGCGGUGGGAUUCGCCACCUCGGUGGCGCCAAAGAGCCAGCGGAUUUGGGCUGGGUCUUCCUGCAGCCUGGGCUCGGGGAUCUCUCCAAACACGUUCCCUGCUAUCCAGCGCACAGGCUACGAGUGGAGAGGACCCGCCGACCCGCGUUCUGAGAUGCCACCCGGAGGGCGUCGAGCAGCCGGUGGAGGACCACAGUCUCGACGGCAGCUUGGAGCUGACUCAGGCUCGUUGUUCUCCAGGAAACCCUGUGUACAGCUGGCGGUCAGGUGGAAUCCUGGUCCUGGCUCCUGUCCUGGGAGUGAGUUGGGAAGUGACUCAGAUGCUUCUAAAUCUAUGUACCAAAGAGGAGCCCAGGGCUGGGGGUGGCCACCCUCCCACCUUGGGUCUCCUUGGAGUUGUGUGCUUGGUGGUAGUGGUGGGGGCAAGGUCGUGAUUUAAGAAAACCUACCAAGCCCCGUGGUCCAGUUUAAGCUCCUCGGUGGUGCGCCCCGCUAAGAGGUUACUUUCUGCCUUCCACGCUCUCCCUCAAGCGAAGUCCCACGCGACUAGCUUUUGAUCCCCCAGCUUUUCCGUGGUAGUGAGAGCAACCUCCUCCCUCGCCGCUUCAGAAAUGACGGGACUUCAGCGCGGAUCGGCAUGUGGAUAGGUAGUGGAGCAAAUGAGGGGGAGCACCACGGUGGGGGGACCCCAUCUGAGGAGAGGAAAGGCCACAAGAAGGGCUGCCGCUUGAACUAACCGAGGUGGCCUAAAGGCCUGAAGGAGUCACGGACCUCGAGACUCUGGACUCCCAGGGCUCUAACUCCUCUACGCGGCGAUCAGGGACUUAAAGUUUCGG
This is a messenger RNA of Manis javanica (Malayan pangolin), 3154 nucleotides long. RefSeq names its product homeobox B13 (gene HOXB13). Lineage: Eukaryota; Metazoa; Chordata; Mammalia; Pholidota; Manidae. Gene Ontology annotation, molecular function: DNA-binding transcription factor activity, RNA polymerase II-specific; DNA binding. The record is from RefSeq and is a predicted model, not a curated record. Gene Ontology annotation, biological process: regulation of DNA-templated transcription.